Nelumbo nucifera (sacred lotus) is the source of this 2884-nucleotide messenger RNA. RefSeq names its product glucomannan 4-beta-mannosyltransferase 2-like. Gene Ontology annotation, cellular component: Golgi apparatus. Gene Ontology annotation, molecular function: mannan synthase activity. The record is from RefSeq and is a predicted model, not a curated record. Lineage: Eukaryota; Viridiplantae; Streptophyta; Magnoliopsida; Proteales; Nelumbonaceae.
CUUCUACUUGUGUUCGGAACAGUCGGGGUUCUAACUUCUAAGCUUUUACAGCAGCCGACAUUAGAUCUCUAGAGAGAGAGAGAGAGAAGUACAACAACCCAGAACCACGAGGAGCUUAUAAAAGGCCUUCUCUUACUCUCUCUCAUUUCCCUAACCUGCUUCGACAUCUCUUUAUCUCUUGUUCAAAAUGUAUAUUGUAUAGUCUUCUGCUCUGCAUUUCUUGGACUUGCAGAGAUUGGGAGAGAGAGAGAGAGAGGGUGGAGAAGGUAGAAGGCUGAACGCAAGAGAGGCCUCGAAACUAGAUUCUGUCUACCUCAGUACCUUUUUCUUUAAUCUUGUUAUUGUUUGCUUAAUGUUUGUUCUUAGUCUUCUGAAUGUGGAGUGAGUGAGAUCUGAACUGGGUUUAGUCUUCUCUCGCCUGAUUAGUCUGGUGGGUCUGGUUCCUUAACGAUGUGGAGGAAUUAGAGUGAAUGAAUGACUGACAGUCCAGCUCUACCACAUUGUAUUGCGUAACUCAGAAGCGAAAUUCCAGUUUACAGAGGAGGGGAGUGACAGAAAGGGUCAAUUUAGAUUCGCGCUCUUUUCGCAAAGGGAAGUCCUUUAACUCCAUGCAGAUCUAGCUACUUUCUUUUGGAACAUUGUAGGUAGCCAAUCUAUAUACUUCUUGUCCCCUGUUUUGGGUUUCACGCUUCUGGUUCUGGGUUCCCAUCUCUUUUCAACUGUUCGUCUCUACUGCAAACUGAAGAGAGAGAGAGAUGGAUCGGCUUCCUGCUGUCAACCUUCUUCCAGAGGCGUUUCCCAGGGAUGACCUCGCCGGCCAAUUGGGAUUCAUCUGGCAACAGAUCAAAACCCCGCUAAUCGUUCCUCUGCUGAAACUCGCGGUGGGUCUAUGCUUGGUCUUCGCGGUUCUGCUGUUCAUGGAGAGGGUCUACAUGGGCAUCGUCAUCACUUACGUCAAGUGGUUUGGGCGAAAACCAGAGAAGCGAUACAAAUGGGAGCCGAUAAAGGACGAUCCGGAGCUGGGUAAUUCAGUUUAUCCCAUGGUUCUCGUGCAAAUCCCCAUGUACAACGAAAAAGAGGUUUACCAACUCUCCAUUGGAGCUGCAUGCGGCCUUUCAUGGCCCUCCGAUCGAAUCAUAAUUCAAGUUCUGGACGACUCCACAGACCCGACCAUCAAGAGUAUGGUGGAGUUGGAAUGCCAUAGAUGGGCAAGCAAGGGCAUCAACAUCAAAUAUGAGAUCAGAGAGAACCGAGUUGGAUACAAAGCAGGAGCUCUCAAAGAAGGACUGAAGCGAAGCUACUCUAAACAAUGCGACUACGUCGUCAUUUUCGAUGCAGAUUUCCAACCAGAACCAGACUUCCUCUGGCGAUCCAUCCCUUUCCUUGUCCACAACCCAGAUAUAGCCCUCGUUCAAGCCCGCUGGGUAUUCGUGAACGCUGACGAAUGCAUGAUGACUAGGAUGCAAGAGAUGUCGUUGGAUUACCAUUUCACGGUGGAGCAGGAAGUGGGUUCGUCCACCUACGCCUUCUUCGGUUUCAACGGGACCGCCGGUAUAUGGAGAAUCGCGGCCAUAGAAGCGGCCGGAGGAUGGAAGGACCGAACGACGGUCGAGGACAUGGAUCUGGCCGUCCGAGCGAGUCUCAAGGGCUGGAAAUUUCUCUACGUUGGUGAUCUCCAGGUGAAAAGUGAAUUGCCAAGUACGUUCAAUGCCUUCCGCCAUCAGCAGGAUCGUUGGUCUUGUGGACCAGCUAAUCUGUUCAGGAAAAUGGCCAUGGAGAUCAUAAGAAACAAGAAUGUAACUACGUUCAAGAAAUUCUAUGUUAUCUACAGCUUCUUCCUUGUUCGGAAGAUCAUUGCCCAUAUCAUCACCUUUGUGUUUUACUGCAUUGUGUUGCCAUUAACCGUCUUGAUUCCUGAGGUCGAAGUUCCAAAGUGGGGUUCCAUUUAUAUGCCUUGCAUCAUUACCCUCCUUAACUCAGUUGGAACUCCAAGAUCAGUCCACCUGUUGUUUUUCUGGGUCCUAUUCGAGAAUGUAAUGGCUCUGCACCGGUCUAAGGCGACAAUUGCGGGUCUUCUGGGGGCAAAGAAAGCAAAUGUGUGGGUUGUCACUGAGAAAUUGGGAUCAAAAACAACCAAUUCCAAGGCACCCAAAAAGCCUCGAUUCAGAAUCAGGGAAAGACUCCAUCUGACAGAGCUUGCAUUUGGAUUGUUCCUCGCCUUGGUGUCCUGCUACGAUUUUGUCUAUGGGAAGAACAAUUACUUCAUAUUCCUCUCCCUCCAAGCCAUUACAUUCUUUAUUGUGGGGUUUGGCUACGUGGGCACCAUCAUCCCCUCUUAGUGGUGUCUGUGUUGGCUGGAUAAGCCGUAUUGGCACAAUCCUCUUUGGUAUCUGUCAUACCAUAUCUCUACUUUUCUCUCUUCUCAGACAAACAUAUAUAUAGGGUCUUUUUAGCCAAGUUUCCUGCAUUUGUUACUGUUUUAGCUCAUAAAAGAAAGGCUGGUCAUUCUUUCAUGCUGAGAAGAAGCACUAAAAUCGUGCAGUCAAGAACUCUCCUGUGAAUACUCAACAAAGGCCAGGAAUUUACAAAACACAGAUGUUGUUAUGUGAAGGGCAUUAUACAAACAGAAGAAGGAAGCAGAAGCAGCAUAGGGGGUUUGAUCCUAAGUAGGUGGUGUAAACAUCUUUAAUGGAUUGCUUGUACUUCUGGAAUUUUGUAGCUUUUUUUUUUCCUUUUUUUUUAUCUCUUUUUCAUUUGGGUUUUGUUUGAGAGGGGAAUAAACUGAUGGCCAGGCCAGGAGGUAGUAAAUUUGAAACUGUUCUUCCCCAUAUCUCUUCCUUUUCUGUUUCAUCUUGGAACUUGAGCAUCCUUCCCUCUUCUUUUC